This is a messenger RNA of Carcharodon carcharias (great white shark), 4860 nucleotides long. RefSeq names its product extended synaptotagmin-3-like. The record is from RefSeq and is a predicted model, not a curated record. Gene Ontology annotation, molecular function: lipid binding. Gene Ontology annotation, biological process: lipid transport. NCBI's taxonomy places the organism in Eukaryota, Metazoa, Chordata, Chondrichthyes, Lamniformes, Lamnidae. Bases 333 to 2951 code for a protein of 872 amino acids. The transcript has 23 exons.
CACUGGUCAGAGGGGUGUGUCUCUCUCCUGUAGGCGGACGAGGCUUUCAUUUGCGUAGCGAUGAGAAGGUGGAGGGAGACGCAGAGGAUUGAAACCGUGAUUCCAGCCAGAAAUCCGUGAUGUUCCAGGAGCCGGAGGGAGCGGAGGGUCAAGGGCAAGGCUGAGAAGGAGGUGCUGGGUGUGUGUGUUUGUGCCGAGGCGGUGCCGGAGGUGACGAGCUGGGUUGUUGAUCGGAGAAGUUUCAUCCCAAAGAAGAGGAAGGUGCGCCCGACAUUAACCUGCUGGGGCUGUUGGAGCCGAGCCUGCCCAUUAACUGCAGCCGCCGAGCAAACAUGACAAGCGCCGCGGAAGUGAAGAAAUUCCGACCGAGGGAGAGUAUCUCGUUCUCCAAGCGGCGAGCGUCUGUAUCCUCGGAGAUACUUUGUAAUGAGGUGGGAGAGAGCUCAGCCGACCAUCUGGUCCCCGGCUUGAUGGAAUUGUUGACACAAUUCGCCAAAGCUUUCAGCUACCUUUUCCCCGUCUACCUGACAGGUUAUUUCGGAUUGAGCCUCACCUGGAUCAUCUUCGGGCUCCUCAUUUGGAUCUGGUGGAAGAGGAACAGAGGAUGGAAAUUUGCGCGUUUGCAAGCAGCAUUUCAAUUGCUGGAAGAUGAGAAGUUUGUGGUUACUAAUGAGAUUAAGCAAGAUCUUCCCGCAUGGGUUCAUUUUCCAGAUAUAGAAAGAGUGGAAUGGUUAAACAAGAUUGUUAAACAAGCCUGGCCAUAUUUUGGGAUGUAUUUGGAGAAAUUCUUUAGAGACAGCAUUGAGCCUUCAAUAUGUGGAUCAAGUGUUUGCUUGAAAACCUUUGUCUUUGCAAAACUUAAUUUUGGAGAAAAGGCACCUAAAAUCUCUGGUGUUAAAGUGUAUACUGAGCAAGUGGACAAGCGACAAGUGAUCAUCGAUUUACAAAUUAGCUACAUAGGAGAUUGUGAAAUUAAUGUGGAGGUGAAGAAAGUAUGUAAAGCUGGCUUGAAGGGAAUUCAGCUACACGGUACACUCCGAGUGAUCCUGGAACCUCUCUCCAGUCAGAUGCCCUUAGUUGGAGCUGUGACUUUGUUCUUCAUUCGCCGACCAGUUCUGGAAAUCAACUGGACAGGACUGACCAAUCUACUAGAUAUUCCUGGUCUCAAUGAAUUGUCAGACACAAAGAUUCUUGACACUAUUGCAUCAUACAUGGUCUUGCCUAAUAGGUUCACCUAUCCACUCAUUAACGAUGUCAAUGUUUCUCAGCUAAGGUUUCCUUUACCACACGGUGUGGUGAGAAUUUAUCUAAACAAGGCUGCAGAUUUGAUAAGAAAGGACACAUAUCUUAUGGGCAUGGUCCAAGGAAAAUCUGAUCCAUAUGCUCUUAUUCGAGUUGGCACCCAGACCUUUCGCAGCAAAACAAUCAAAGGAAAUUUAAAUCCUGAAUGGUAUGAAAUCUAUGAGGCUGUAGUUCAUGAGGCCCCUGGUCAAGACUUGGAGGUGGAACUUUUUGAUGAAGAUCCAGAUAAGGAUGACUUCCUUGGCAGCCUCGUUAUAGACCUUGGAAAAGUGAUGACAGACAGAGUUGUGGAUGAGUGGUUUCCUCUGAAUGAUGUGGAACAUGGAAAAGUACAACUAAAGCUUGAAUGGCUAUCCUUGGUCACUGAUCUAGAAAAAGAACCCAUGGAAUAUACAAUGAAGCAGACUCUUCCAGGCCAAUCAAAUGCAUUGCUGGUGGUUUAUUUGGAUAGUGCAUAUCAUCUGCCUAGAAAUCAAUUUGAAUAUACCAACAAUGAGUACAGUGUGAAGAAAAAGAACAAAUCAAACUACAUUAAGUCAACAAAGAGGGCCAACUUAGAACCUAGCUGCUCUGUUCAGCUUGUUGUAGGAAACGACAUACAAGAAAGCAAGAUUUGCCACAAUACCAGUUCACCAAUCUGGGAACAAGCAUUUGUAUUCUUCAUCAAAAAUGUUCAUUCCGAACAGCUAAGCAUAGAGAUCAAAGACAAAGACCGGGAGUGUGCCCUUGGAAUCUUGACUGUUCCUUUCUACCAUUUGUUGAAAGCAUCUGAUAUGACUCUUGACCAAAGGUUUCCGCUGGAACAUUCGGGCCCCAACAGCCUUAUAAAAUUGAAGAUGGUUCUUCGGAUACUCACCUUUGAGGAACCAGAUCCUGACAGUGUCUACACAGGUUUGAAUGCCCUUAAAAAAGGCCCUAUUUCAAUAAAGAAAAAGAAAACUGGAAGCAAGCCUAACACUCCGCCUUCAACACCAAGAUCACCAAAUGUUCCAAAGACAUGUGGUAAUAGUGCAGUAUGUGACCCAAUGGAAAAAGAAGAAAAUAAUCAGCAGUCUAAACACACUGAUGAAAUUAAAUCAGAACUGCCAGCAACUCCAAGACAAUCCAACUCCUCAGAUACCUUACGAAAAGAUAUAACCAGUACUACUUUGGAAUCGUCACUCACCAUUCCUAACAUUGAACCUCAUGACACAGAUGAGCAACUGCAAAAUGGAAUGGCCCUGAAUGAGGAAUCUCUGGGCAAAAUCCAGCUCACAGUGCGUUAUUCUGCCUCUCAUGAGAGCCUGAUUAUAAUUGUUAAUCGUUGCAGAAGCCUGAUAUCCUGUUCAAAGGAUGGAUCAGAUCCAUAUGUACGACUCUACCUUCUUCCUGACAAAAGCUGGUCAGGUCGGAGAAGAACACAAGUCAAGAAGAAGACUGUAGAUCCACAAUAUGAUGAAAAAUUUGAGUUUUCAGUUUCAGUAAAGGAAAUUCCUAAACGAAAAUUAGAUAUCGCUGUAAAGAACAACCGGUCAUUUGGAUCCCAUGAGAGAAAAGAACUUGGAAAGGUAUUGAUUGACAUCCCAAACGAUAACUUAAGCCAAGGUUUUACAGAAUGGUAUGAACUGACCAAUGAUGGAUUGCCAAGAAAAGCAACAAAAAACCUUUAAUGCUAUUCAUCCAGAGGCUCGUUUGAUUUUUUAAAAUUGUUUUGUUUGAAGAAAGAUCUUGUUAUUUUCAUGUUAAAUCACUGAAUACACUUGCAGUUAAUACUUAAAUGUUCUGUUAAAUUUCUUUUAAUGACACGGAAACUCAUUAUAUUAGAGAGAACUGCAUGUAUGCCUAAAUUUCUUAAAACCAAAUGCCCAAGUGUCGAUUCUUUCAUCAAGCCAAGUGCUCUAGUCACAGCCAAUGGUGAGGAAUUUUACAAAUUAAUCUGAAUACAUCGGAAUAGCGAAAGCCUAUUUGAUGAUAUAGGAUUAUAAAUAAACAGUAGGCCCUUGAGCACAUUUUCCCCAUUAAAUUAGAUCAUUGGCUGCUCACCCCCUUGGGCACACUUCUCCAUUCAGUUAGAUCAUAGCAAAUCUGUACUUUAAUUCCAUUUACUUGCCUUUGAUCCAUACCCUUGGCAACCUUACCUUAAAAAAAAAUGUUGAACUCAGUGUUGAAAAUUUCAAUUAACCCAGUACGAAAGCCUUCUGAGGGAGAAUUCUACAUUUGCACUAUUCUGUGGAAUCUGCUUCCAGAUUUCAGCCCUAAAUGGCCUAGCUCUAAUUUUAAGAUUAUGAUGCCUCCUUGUUCCUGCACUAAAAGAAAGUUUUUCUGAAUGCAAACCAUCAAAUCUUUUUUAAAGACUUCAACUAAAUCAUCACUUAACCUUGCAAAUUGCAUAAAUCAAAGUUUAUGCGACCUAUUCUCAGAUUAGUCCUUGAAGUACCAGUAUUGUCCUAUUCAAUUAGAGUUUGGUUUUAGAAGUACAGUGAUUGUUCAAGGUGCAGUACCCAAAGCUGUGCACAAUACUAAAUAUGAGGACCAAUCAAGGCUCUGUACAACUGAAACAUAACUUAUUUUAUCUAAUUGAGGUGUUACAAAUGAUUUGAUCGACAUAAAGGGACGGAGAUCAAAACCAGAUAAAUUGAGCUGAAGUACAAAUCAGCCAUAACCCAACUGAAUGGUAGAACAGGCUUGAGGGACUGAAUGGCCUGUUCUGUUACAUUCUAUCCCACUUAAAAUCAAGGCCAACAUUCCAUUAGCCUUUUUGUACCCAUGCAGUAGUUUUAGUAAUGUGUACGUGGACCCAGAUACCACCCCCCCCCCACCCCAAGUUUUGUCUCUCUCACUCUUGAGAAAAUAUUCUGACUUGUCUUGCCAAGCCUGCAAAAUCGCACUUUUAGAAGAAAAUUGAGAAAACUCAUAGCUUAGUUGCAUGUGCGAUAACUGAAUCUCAUUAUGGCUUUCAUGCUUACUUGUACUGAGUUCAUUAGUACUCUUCAGAUUACUGCUCAGUUCAAUACUAUUCAAAUGUUUCCUUGUAUUUAAAGUUCUGAAAGAACAAUGUUAAAAAUCUUGAAGUCAGCUUGAAAUAUAUUUUCUAGACACAAGAUUGUUCAAUUUGUACAAGUACACUGGAUAAAUUCUGUUUGUGUGUUAAUUUUAAUGUAUAUUUUUACCAGAUUCUAUUUAACUUUUGCUUUUAGUUUAGUCAGUUUUUAUUUUUAUGCACAUUUCUUGGCCAAAAAGCCAACUUUAUACUAGGUACUUUUAAUUUUGGGGCUUAAAUAAUUUGGUAUCAAAAUAGUGAGUCAUGUUCAUGAUUCACAUGAAUUGGUUAUUAUUAAAAAUUUUUAAAAGAACAGAUUGCAACAUUUUUAAUUGUUGUAAGAAUUAGCCAAAUAUUGCCAGUUAACACUUACAUUAAGGAAAACAGGUCUAUUUUUAUCAAGUGUUUAUAUUUGUAAAUGUCAUGUGAUGUUGGUUAGUGUACAAUGCUUUAAGGAAAAUGCUCAUGAACAGAGCAUAGCUACUGAAUUAUGAUUUGCUAUUUUUUAGCAGUUGUAAAUAAAAUUGAUUUCAUAUGAA